AUGUCGCCCCCACCGCACGCGCUCCUCUUCCUCCUGCUGCUCGCCUCGGCGCCGCUGCCGCGCCCGGCCGCGGCGGACGACCGCCCCCUCGUGCAGCAGUUCUACUACUACUCCCCUCCGCCGCCGCCCACUCCUCCCGGCGGUGGCGGCGGCGGCGGCUACGGCGCCUACCCGCCGCCGGCGACGACGACGACAGGGCCGCCGACGGGGAGGGGGAACAACAACAGCACGCCGGGGGCGCGCGGCCAGUACGCGUUCCUGUCCGGCUCCGAGGCGCCCGGACGAGUAGCGCCGCUCCGGCUGCCGCCGCUUGUCGUCUGCGCCGUGGCUGCCGCGGUGGUUCUUGCAUGGCGUUAG
Messenger RNA from Miscanthus lutarioriparius, 357 nucleotides. The record is from the annotation of a GenBank genome assembly. NCBI's taxonomy places the organism in Eukaryota, Viridiplantae, Streptophyta, Magnoliopsida, Poales, Poaceae.